UCGGUGUGUGAAGUGGCUGCGCACGUGUUCAAUGAUGGAGUAACAAACUGGGGUCGAGUGGUGACGCUCAUCUCGUUUGGUGCCUUUGUUGCAAAACACCUGAAGAGCAUAAACCAGGAGAAGUGCAUCGGCUCGCUAGCGGGGAUCAUCACAGAUGCGCUCGUCUCAUCCAAGCACGAGUGGCUCAUGAGCCAGGGAGGCUGGGAGGGUUUUGUCGACUUCUUUCGAGUUGAGGACCUAGAAGGCAGCAUCAGGAACGUACUGAUGGCGUUUGCAGGCGUGGCUGGACUGGGAGCGAGCUUAGCCUACAUGAUCCGGUGAGCCAGGGUGUGCUGCAGAGGGACAAAACUCUGGGUGGACCGGCUCUGUUUGGGGCUGGCGAGCUGAUCGCUUCCUCCUGUGAGUACUUGCGAAGCUGGACUUGGAGUGACCCGAGGAGGAUAUCUAGGCAUACCCUGAGCAAUCCUUUC
Molecule: messenger RNA, 470 nt
Organism: Leptosomus discolor (cuckoo roller)
Lineage: Eukaryota; Metazoa; Chordata; Aves; Leptosomiformes; Leptosomidae
Source: RefSeq, a predicted model, not a curated record